This is a messenger RNA of Lasiosphaeria miniovina, 1233 nucleotides long. RefSeq lists its product as uncharacterized. Gene Ontology annotation, cellular component: mitochondrion. Gene Ontology annotation, biological process: ubiquinone biosynthetic process. The transcript is spliced from 4 exons. The record is from RefSeq and is a predicted model, not a curated record. NCBI's taxonomy places the organism in Eukaryota, Fungi, Ascomycota, Sordariomycetes, Sordariales, Lasiosphaeriaceae. The coding region runs from base 196 to 1233 and encodes 345 amino acids. Gene Ontology annotation, molecular function: FAD binding; oxidoreductase activity.
CGACGUUUCUUUGUAAUGGCCCGUCGUAUCUCAAUCUUUUGAGGACAUGUGUCUCGAAAAAGGCUCUUGUCUCGUAGGCAACCGAAUUUCCAGAGUGCCAUUCUCUUCGGUCCUUGCUCAUAGCUGCCGACUGCAAACAACACAAAGACGCAUUAGACUCAUCCGCUGCAGACGACGUGUCAGACACACACGAGGAUGGCCAUCUCCAAGAUUAUCAUCGUGGGCGCGGGGCUAUCCGGUUUGCUUCUGGCACUACUUCUCGCGCGCGCCGGCGUAGCCGUCGAGCUGCUAGAGAUGACGCACGAGCUCGAGACGAACCCCCGCGCGAGCCACUACACGUCGGACAGCUGCGUGAUCUUCGACAGGGCGGGGAUUCUCGAACAGGUGCGCACCGAGGGCUUCAGCCCCAACGGCGUAUCGUGGCGCAACAAGCUCGACGCCGACAAGACUCGGCUCGUCGCGCUCAGCAACCCGGACCCGGCACCAGGGGAGGAGAACGACCCGCCGUUCCGGCACCGCAUGGUGUGCCUCCCACUACACUGGCUGGGCAAGAUCCUCGAGACGGCCGUGCUCGCGCAGCCCACGGCAUCGAUCCGCUACGAUUACAAGGUGAUGGAGCUGGGGCAGGAUGACGACAGAGCUUGGGUGGGUGUGGAGGCGCCCAACGGCAUCACCGAGACCCGCGAGGCCGCCUACGUGGUGGGAUACGACGGUGCCAACAGCACGGUACGCCGCCGCCUGUUCGGCGACUGGGUCUUCCCUGGCUUCACGUGGGACCGCCAGAUUGUCGCUACCAACAUGUACUACGACUUCUCGCCGUAUAGCUACGACAACAGCCAGUUCUUUGUCCACCCAAAGCACUGGCACAUGGUCGCCAAGAUCCAGACCGACGGCCUGCACCGCGUCACGUAUGGCGAGGUCGUCGGACUGACCCUCGACGAGCUGCGCGCCCGCCAGCUAGCCAAGUUCCAAGCCGUCUUGCCUGGCAAUCCAACGCCCGAACAGUACAGGCUCAUCAAUUUCAGCCCCUACAAGGUGCACCAGCAAUGCGUCGGUAAGAUGCGCGUGGGGCGGUUUCUGCUAGCUGCCGACGCUGCACACCUGUCUUGGUGCGGCCAAUCAGGCGGCGCUCAGUGCCUCACUGGCGGCAUUGCCGACGUGGGGAGCCUGUACGAGGCAUUCGUAGGCAGGGUGGGCGACGAUAAGCUUAUCGCCGAUAUAUUGAAUCAAUAA